CCUUAUAUUCGGCGGCUUUCCAUACCAUUCUCUACGGAACUGGCUAGUCUGGCUGGCCGGCACAUUCACCUAGUUUGUUGUACUGUUCUCCGUUUCGCCAUUUCCCUUCCACCUUUCAUCAGUCAUCAAACACCCCCCAGUUUAAACUCUGCGACUACUGCUGCAGAUAUUGAAAUCGAUGCUGACGCUACUACUUCUGGUCCAUGCGAGAAACUUCCUUUAGCAUGCCCCGAAGCCUCGCCGUUUGAUCCCUGCACUGUCUCUUCUUUUUCUUCGGAUUCCACAUUAUUUCCACCAUCUGUCUCCGAUAGUUACUCAGUCGUCUCUGGUGUUUCGAAGUCUUGUUGCACUGCUACGGAGCCUACGACACCAUGGUUUGUCGUUAAAUUCCUACCACAAACCUCUCGGCCAUUCUUGCCUUCUUUUCUUGCAUCAGAGUCUGGAAAGUUAGUCCGUUGUGAUCGGAGACUGAACACAGAGACGCCGUGUUACCGUAUGAGGACUCGAAUUCUUGCUGAUAUUCUUCCAACCGUAAUUCGACAUCUUGAUCAACUGGGCUACGUACAGGCUACGAACAUUCUGAUGUUUUCAUCUGAUGGACGCAAACCCUUGGCUCUUACUCAACCUAUCUCAAGCCUUGAUGGUCAACGCAUCCUUCUGUUUCAGCCUCAAUUACCGUCUCAUCGAAACGGUCUACAUCCAUUCUCAAUACUACCGCCAACUCUGUCUCCUUCCGAAUCAGCUUUUGCAGCCCGCUUCCUGGCCUCUCGUUCUUGUUUGUUAUCCUCAUUUCCCGAUGAACUCAUUCGCUCGGCUAGUCCAAGUCACAUGUAUAGUUGCUUGCCCCUCGAAGGCGAAGCUAAAACCUCAAUCCAGACCGUGCCUAACUUGAUUGCGGAUGCAAUUUGUCCAUCUCCACCAAAUGAGGUCGCAUAUUUGGGGUCAACACACUUACUGCGGACAUUUCAAGUGAGAUAA
Protopolystoma xenopodis is the source of this 978-nucleotide messenger RNA. NCBI's taxonomy places the organism in Eukaryota, Metazoa, Platyhelminthes, Monogenea, Polystomatidea, Polystomatidae. The record is from the annotation of a GenBank genome assembly.